Halichondria panicea is the source of this 1135-nucleotide messenger RNA. Its product is annotated as short-chain collagen C4-like. NCBI's taxonomy places the organism in Eukaryota, Metazoa, Porifera, Demospongiae, Suberitida, Halichondriidae. The record is from RefSeq and is a predicted model, not a curated record. The transcript has a single exon. Bases 71 to 991 code for a protein of 306 amino acids.
AGUGUGGGUGUCAUGGGUGUGUCUGCAUGUUGUUUUGCUAAUACGUAGCUGCUAAUUCUCUCUCUAACCCAUGGGUUCUGAAAAGGAAGACUUUUUUGGAAUCGACGAAUCAAAUGUUACUUUUAGUGGCAAGUCAAGCACGUCUGUUGUGUGUGCAAAGUGUGUACGAUGGGCAUUGGUGUUUAUACCUACACUGAUUUCUGUGCUGUGUCUCGUAGCUAUCAUUGUAUUUGGGGUGGUUUAUUACAGAAUUGCUGAAGAUCGCAUUGCUUUUCUUGAAAAAGGAAUGUCCGAAUUAAGAGUGCAGUUUAACAGUAGUGAGUCUGCCCUACUCUCAUUUCAGGAGCUGUUAUCGAAUGAUGAUCAACAGCUAACUCAAACGAUAGUUGACGUUCAGAACCUUGAAUCACGGAUUACCGAAAAUCAGAACAAACUCACUGAUCAGAUUUCUAGUAGUCAGCGUACAACAUAUGUUCGAUGGGGAAACAGUUCAUGCCCUGAUAUGAAUGGAACUACUCUAGUUUACAGUGGCUAUGUUGGUGGCAAUAGUUUCAUGCUACAAGGUGGUGGCUCCAACCAUCUGUGUAUGCCUACUGAUCCAGAGUACACGCUCCCAUUUGAGGCUGGCGUCCAGGGAGCUAGUUUGAUGUAUGGAGCUGAAUACGAAUCUGUAUUUCUCGGCACUGUUAACGAAAAUGUGCCCUGUGCUGUUUGCUCAGUAUCUACACGUGCUGAAGUCAUCAUGAUUCCUGCUAAGACAUCUUGCCCUACCGACUGGUCUAGAGAAUACAUUGGCUAUCUUAUGUCUGAAGGAACUGCAAAUUAUCGCACGAUGUACAUCUGUGUCGAUGCAGGUAUGGAAUCUAUUCCUGGCUCUUCUGGUCAUAUGGAGGCCUCUGACUUAUGGCACACUGAAGCUAGCUGCGCCAGUUUGCCUUGUCCCCCCUACGAUAGUGAAAAGGAACUGGAGUGUGUAGUAUGCUCAAAAUGAUGUUUCUAUUAUUUUGUUUUGCCACUUUUUAGAAUGGAACAAUAAAUAAUCUACUGUGUCUUGCUUUUAGAUAUGACAACCGCUGUAACAAUAAUUAAGUGUGCAUUCAUGAAUGUAGUUAAGUGUUGUCACGGUAUAAAACAA